AUGCCCUUUUGCGUGCACUGCUGCAAGUGGUUUUCCUCCCACACGAACGCAUCGGGGUGGAAAGUCCACCUCAAGAAGCACAACGUGCUCGCCCCAGGCAGCGAGGUCGGGACGUCGGCGUCGGCGAGCCGCCUAAAGCGGCAAACGCUGAGCCGGCCAGCGAUCCCGGAUCGCCUCCUGGUAAAGUUUGAGAACGCCGUGGUUGAUUUUGUUAUCCAAGGUGCAAUCUCUUUGCGAGCCGCCGGCAGCGACAAGUUCAAGACCUUGGUCCACACACUGACGCAGGGAUACGAGGGCCCGUCGACCCGCACCGUCAUUCGCAGGAUUGUCGAGCAUCACGCCACCAUGCUGCCCAUCGUCGGGGCGUUCUUCUCCAACCUGGACGUCGCCAUCUCGCUCACCAUCGACGGGUGGUCGAACCGCAACCUGAAGGGAUUUUGGAUGGUCACGGUGCACUGGAUCGACACCAAAUCUGUUGCGUCGAAAUCCUUGCUGCUGAUGAUCCUCUAUGUGCAGUCCCGAAGGGGUGUCGGCAAGCGCAUUGGCACCGCUCUGUUUGAGCACCUCCAGAGCCUUGGGCACAACGUCUCAAGCAAGCUGCUCGCUGUCACCAGCGACCAAUGGCUCCGAUGCGAUCAGUGCUGUCAAGACGUUGUUCGCCCUGGUCAAUGCAGAUGCCGGAUAUAAGCAGUUGUGGGCUUGCCACCAUAUUCGCUGCCCGGAUCAUUGGGUCCAGAUCAGCGUCGUCCAAGUUCUCAAACCGAUCAAGUCAACCUACGCCG
Messenger RNA from Petromyzon marinus (sea lamprey), 782 nucleotides. The record is from RefSeq and is a predicted model, not a curated record. Lineage: Eukaryota; Metazoa; Chordata; Hyperoartia; Petromyzontiformes; Petromyzontidae.